Messenger RNA from Anopheles moucheti, 1422 nucleotides. It is a transcript of the gene Fib, whose product is annotated as rRNA 2'-O-methyltransferase fibrillarin. The record is from RefSeq and is a predicted model, not a curated record. Bases 170 to 1171 code for a protein of 333 amino acids. The transcript is spliced from 3 exons. Gene Ontology annotation, molecular function: histone H2AQ104 methyltransferase activity; RNA binding; rRNA methyltransferase activity. Gene Ontology annotation, cellular component: small-subunit processome; Cajal body; nucleolus. NCBI's taxonomy places the organism in Eukaryota, Metazoa, Arthropoda, Insecta, Diptera, Culicidae. Gene Ontology annotation, biological process: rRNA methylation; box C/D sno(s)RNA 3'-end processing.
UGUUUUCGCGAUUGGUGCGGCGUGCGGCUGUACCACAGAAUAUUUGGCUAAAUUUCUUAUUUUUCCAAUCGAAUCGUUAGAUUGUGCUAUAUCUUAAGCCAAAGAUAUAAGCCAAUUCCUAGUAAAAGUGUAAACGUGUAGGAAAAAGUGUCUCCUGCUACAUUUCAACAUGGGUAGGCCAGGAUUCUCUCCCAGAGGUGGUGGCGAUCGUGGUGGACGAGGCGGACGUGGAGGAUUCGGGGGUGAUCGCGGAGGCUUUGGUGGCCGUGGAGGAGGUUUUGGCGGCGGUGGCGGCCGUGGAGGAGGUGGUGGCGGCCGUGGAGGAGGUGGUGGCGGCCGUGGCUUCGGAGGACGAGGUGGCGGUCGCGGUGGAGGUCGUGGUGGACCGGGUGGCCGUGGUGGUCGUGGAGGUGGCCGGGGCGGUGGAAAGAUGGGUGGCUUUAAGGGUGGUAAAACCGUGGUUAUCGAGCCACAUCGUCAUGAGGGUAUUUUCAUUGCUCGCGGUAAGGAAGACGCGCUGGUUACGCUGAACCUGGUACCCGGAUCCGAAGUCUACGGUGAAAAGCGCAUUUCGGUCGACGUCGAUGGGGGAGAAAAGAAGGAGUACAGAGUGUGGAAUCCAUUCCGAUCAAAGUUGGCUGCCGCCGUGCUGGGUGGAGUAGACAAAAUUCACAUGCCACCCGGUUCCAAGGUCUUAUACCUUGGUGCCGCUUCCGGUACAACGGUCUCGCAUGUGUCGGAUGUGGUCGGCCCGGAAGGGCUAGUCUAUGCGGUGGAGUUCUCGCACCGAUCGGGUCGUGAUCUGUUGAACGUAGCCAAAAAACGCACCAACAUUAUACCUAUUAUCGAGGACGCUCGCCAUCCACACAAGUAUCGUAUGCUGGUCGGAUUGGUCGACACCGUAUUUGCCGACGUUGCCCAACCGGAUCAGGCCCGUAUUGUAGCGCUGAAUGCACACAAUUUCCUCAAAAACGGUGGACACUUCGUCAUUUCAAUUAAGGCAUCAUGCAUCGAUUCGACCGCCGUCCCAGAAGCGGUGUUUGCAGCAGAGGUGAAGAAAUUACAGGCGGAAAAGCUUAAACCGCAGGAACAGAUCACACUCGAACCGUACGAGCGAGACCACGCAGUGGUUGUGGGUGUUUACCGACUGCCACCGAAGAAUGCAGCGUAGUAACGAUCGUUUCGCAGGAUUGGAGUGGACUCUUUCAUAGCUUAUAAGAACUAAUUUUCUACUACAUUUCAACUACAAAAUGUAACAACAUUACUAAGCAAACAAAUAUGUCACUAUAUGUAAAGAAAGUACAUAAAAGAUACAGAAACGAUAGAUCGGUGGUAAUAAUGUCGUUUAACUUUAAUUUUUAUUUUGUUGGAUUUACACCCGAUGCAAGACAGAUUCGAAAAUAAAUAGAGCUAUAUUACAAC